Molecule: messenger RNA, 2967 nt
Organism: Ooceraea biroi (clonal raider ant)
Lineage: Eukaryota; Metazoa; Arthropoda; Insecta; Hymenoptera; Formicidae
Product: Ribosomal protein S6 kinase
Biological process (GO): signal transduction; protein phosphorylation
Molecular function (GO): protein serine/threonine kinase activity; ATP binding
Source: RefSeq, a predicted model, not a curated record
UGCUCCGAGAGUAUGUAUGUACAGAGCGCUUCUUUGGGAGAAUGAUCAAAAUAAGAAUCUAAUUGAUUUCCCCUAGCCAAGGUUUAAUUAUACUGAGGGUCACUUCGAGCAAACUCUUCUGAUUAAUUUAAUUCAUCGAAUAACUUGCAGGGCGAUUAACAUAAAGAAAAAGGUUAUUUCGUUUGGUAUCAGCAAUCUUCUCGUGUUUUUCAUAAUAUGACACUCUGUAUAAGAACGGAUAAUGAGUACCAGCCUUAAGAAUACAUAUCUCGUCGGUGACUGGUGAGUGAACAUGUGAUAAGCUAUAGUGUCAAUACUGUGUCGCACCGUGUCGUUUGUGUUCUUCAUUGAGAAAAUUUCCAUCAAUCUCGUGCACGGAUUGUACUUUUGUAGCUCGUGGAUGUAUUUGCGAUUAUGUAGUUAGGUUCGUGCAUCGCGCUUAAGUUUGACGAUCGAGUUUUCAACUUCGAAGUCGUCCUGGAGUAUUUAAUCGUGCGAUUGAUUUACUGCACGUGAGAUCGUAAAAGUUUGAGAAAUCCUCCGAUGUGAGUUUGACACUUAGGAUGGCAGGAGUAUUCGAUAUCGAGUUACACGAUGGAGAUGCCACAAAUCAGGAUGAAUCGGACGAUGACGUGAUUGAGCACCGAGAGGAGGAGUACAAUCAUGUCGCGACUGUAAGCGCUAUAUUAGAGUCGGAGAAUGUGGAGAGAGUUCAGUUGUCAGAGCAGAAUGUAAAUCCUGGUCAGGAGAAGGCCGGUCCGCAGGACUUUGAGCUGUGCAAAAUUUUAGGAGAAGGUGGCUACGGAAAGGUUUUCCAAGUAAGAAAAGUCACUGGCAAGGAUAAAGGUAGUAUCUUUGCUAUGAAAGUAUUGCGCAAGGCAUCCAUUAUCAGAAAUCAGAAAGAUACUGCCCAUACCAAGGCUGAGAGGAACAUCUUGGAGGCAGUGAAACAUCCAUUUAUCGUAAACCUUAUGUACGCUUUCCAAACUGGUGGUAAACUAUACUUGAUCCUGGAAUAUUUGUGUGGUGGUGAGCUUUUUACGUACCUCGACCGAGAAGGUAUCUUCCUGGAAGAUACCACUUGCUUCUACCUGUCUGAGAUUAUACUGGCGCUGCAACAUCUUCAUAAUCAGGGAAUUAUAUACCGAGACUUAAAACCAGAGAACAUUCUGCUAGAUGCUGAGGGUCAUGUCAAGUUGACGGACUUUGGUCUCUGCAAGGAGCACAUACAAGAGGGCACCGUCACGCACACAUUCUGUGGAACGAUAGAAUACAUGGCUCCGGAGAUCCUGACUAGAAGUGGCCACGGUAAGGCUGUAGAUUGGUGGAGUCUGGGUGCUCUGAUGUUCGAUAUGCUCACGGGGAUGCCGCCGUUCACUGGUGACGACAGAAGGAAAACCAUCGAGAAGAUCCUACGAGGAAAACUGAGUCUUCCGCAAUACUUAACACCGGACGCCCGAGAUUUGAUUCGCAAGCUCUUGAAGAGGCAAGUUGUCCAGAGACUGGGAUCCAGUCCAGAAGACGCAGAGCAGAUCAAGAAUCACAACUUCUUCAAGCAUAUCAAUUGGCAGGAUGUUAUCGCGCGAAAGUUGGACCCGCCGUUUAAGCCAUCUCUGAAGAGUGCCGACGACACGUCGCAAUUCGACGAACAAUUCACAGCGACUGUGCCGGUUGAUUCGCCGGUCGAGAGUACCCUUAGUGAAUCCGCGAAUAUGAUAUUCCAGGGGUUCACGUACGUAGCACCGAGUGUUCUAGAAGAGAUGUACGCGCAGCCGAAGGUCGUGAACGCCAGGAGUCCACGUAGAGGUCUGUUAAACAACACGGCGGGUUUCGGCACCGCGGCAACCGGUCUACACGGCUUCUCCUCGCCCAGAUCGAUGGACGUACAUCUGCGUCCGUCAUUAGACUUCCAGCAGCAACACAGGCAACACGUGGUAGGAUCAAAUAGCGUGGAGGACGCCGAGAUGGUGGACCUUGGUCCGUUAUCGAAUCAUUUAUAGUGCUGUGACAUAUCACGCACAAAUUAUUAGCUUUCUGAUAUAUAUAUAAACUAAGGACGUAUAAAAAGUAUGGUCCGCAGAGUCGUUCGUGCGCCGAAUCAUUUACGUGUCGAUAGACGAUCGAGCAGAGUUGUAUUUAGAAAAUUCAAUGUUAUGUAUAGUGAAGAGUAAACACACACAGUAAGUUUGAACAGCUUUCUCGUGCGAUAUUCUCUAGCUUAUCGCGGUACUGCCUGCAUACACGACCUUAGACCUUUAGCUAUUUCAGAACGAUUAAAACGUUCGUUUUGCAAUGCGAAGAAGUAAAUAAGUAUAUGUCUUUUCGCUAUGUAAAUACGUGUGGAUGAUUGAGAGUAAGUACAUUCUUUAGGCAAACUUGCAGCAUUAACGAAACGUUCUUCAUGAGCAAAGUGCAGUUCUGAAUCUGAGGAUUAUAUCAUAAUAACAGUACGAAUGUCAGAGUCAUAUCGUUGAUUGUAGCAUAAUUGAUUAGUACUAGACUACGUCUAACGAUUCAAGUUGGUUCAUACGUUAAGCGACGCGAGCUUUAAAAAGAUAUUAGACUGACGAGAAGAGCGUUACCCUCGCAGAAAUAUUGCACGAUCGUGUCUCUUUUUUUCUUUUUAAAUCUUGAUAACUUCUUUUUGUUUUGUUGGAAGAUGAUUUUGUUUGGAACGUGAUCCGUUCUCUCCACUUCAAAUGACAUACUUCGAAUGAGAAUGUACUUUUCUAAUCUCUCUCUCUCUCUCUUGAGCAAUUCUCUGUGUGCUUUCUAUGCAAUAUGUAUCAAAGUAUACAUGUAAGAGAUACGCUUCUUUCUAUUUUGACAUUGAUUCUAGUGAAAGUAAUUCGAUAUUCCAAUAUAAUUUACGUGCUCCGGGUGUUACGACAAUUUGAUACACUUCAAUACAAGGUGGAACAUUGAAGCUUCUAACAGAGUUAUUAGGAGCGAGUGCAGACUUAUCAA